AUGUCUUCCAGGUGGCUCCUUCUCUGUCAUGCCCUGUGCUUCUCCCUGAUGAAAGCUUCAGCCCACACUGUGGAGCUAAAUGAUAUGUUCGGCCAGAUCCAGUCACCUGGCUAUCCUGACUCCUAUCCAAGUGACUCAGAGGUGACAUGGAAUAUCACGGUGCCAGAAGGCUUUCGUAUCAAACUUUACUUCAUGCACUUCAACUUGGAAUCCUCCUACCUUUGUGAAUAUGACUAUGUGAAGGUAGAAACUGAAGAUCAGGUGCUGGCGACAUUCUGUGGCAGGGAGACCACAGACACAGAGCAGACCCCUGGCCAGGAAGUGGUCCUUUCCCCUGGCUCUUUCAUGUCCAUCACUUUCCGGUCAGAUUUCUCCAAUGAGGAACGAUUCACGGGGUUCGAUGCCCAUUACAUGGCUGUGGAUGUGGAUGAAUGCAAGGAUCGAGAGGACGAAGAGCUGUCCUGUGACCACUAUUGCCACAACUACAUCGGCGGCUACUACUGCUCCUGCCGUUUCGGCUACAUCCUGCACACAGACAACAGAACCUGUCGAGUGGAGUGCAGCGACAACCUUUUCACCCAGAGGACCGGUGUCAUUACCAGCCCUGAUUAUCCCAACCCUUAUCCCAAGAGCUCUGAAUGCUUCUACGCCAUCGAGUUAGAGGAGGGUUUCAUGAUCAGCCUGCAGUUUGAAGAUCUUUUCGAUAUUGAAGACCAUCCUGAGGUGCCUUGCCCCUAUGAUUACAUCAAGAUUAAAGUGGGUGAAAAUGUCUGGGGACCCUACUGUGGAGAGAAAGCCCCAGAAGCCAUCAGCACACAGAGCCACAGUGUCCAGAUUCUGUUCCGCAGUGACAACUCAGGAGAGAACCGGGGCUGGAAGCUCUCAUACAGAGCUGCAGGAAACGAGUGCUCAGAACUACAGCCUCCCAUCCAGGGGAAAAUUGAGCCCUUGCAAACCACGUAUUUCUUCAAAGACCAAGUGCUCAUCAGCUGUGACACAGGCUACAAAGUGCUGAAGGAUGACAUGGAGAUGGAUACUUUUCAGAUUGAGUGUCUGAAGGACGGGACAUGGAGUAACAAGAUUCCUGUCUGCAAAAUGGUAGACUGUGGAGUCCCAGCAGAACUGGAGCAUGGGCUAAUCACCUUCUUCACAAGUAACAACCUUACUACAUACAAAUCUGAUAUCAGAUACACCUGCCAGGAGCCCUAUUACAAGAUGCUGCAGAAUAUCACAGGUGUGUAUACCUGCUCAGCCCAAGGCAUCUGGAUAAAUGAAGCGCUGGGGAAAAGGCUGCCCACUUGCCUUCCAGUGUGUGGUCUUCCCAAGUUCUCCCGGACACUGAUGGCCAGGAUCUUUAAUGGACGCCCAGCUCAGAAGGGUACAACACCCUGGGUCGCCAUGCUGUCACAUGUGAAUGAACAGCCCUUCUGUGUGGGCUCCCUGCUAGGCUCCAGCUGGAUUGUGACAGCCGCUCACUGCCUCCACCAGCCACUUGAUCCAGAUGACCCAACCUUGCACAACACAGACCUGAUCAGCCCUUCAGACUUCAAAAUCAUCAUGGGCAAGCACUGGAGGCUCCGGUCAGAUGAAAACGAACAGCAACUCAAGGUCAAACGCAUCAUCCUCCAUCCCCACUAUAAACCCAAUACGUUUGAGAAUGAUGUGGCUCUAGUGGAGCUACUGGAGAGCCCGACGCUGAAUGACUUUGUGAUGCCCAUAUGUCUGCCUGAGGAGCCCCAGCAGGAAGGAGAAAUGGUCCUCGUCAGUGGCUGGGGGAAGCAGUUCUUGCAAAGGUUCCCGGAGACCCUGAUGGAGGUUGAAAUCCCAAUCGUCAACCACCACAUCUGCCAAGAAGCCUAUGCCCAGAUAAAUAAGAAGGUGACCAGGGACAUGAUCUGUGCAGGGGAGAAGGAAGGGGGAAAGGAUGCCUGUACAGGUGACUCUGGAGGCCCCAUGGUGACCUUGGAUAAAGAAAAAGGCCAGUGGUACCUGGUGGGCACGGUGUCCUGGGGUGAGGGCUGUGGGAAGAAGGAUCGUUAUGGAGUGUAUUCCUACAUCUACCACAACAAGGGCUGGAUCCAGAAGGUCACACGUGUGAGAAAUUGA
Ochotona curzoniae (black-lipped pika) is the source of this 2106-nucleotide messenger RNA. RefSeq names its product MBL associated serine protease 1 (gene MASP1). The record is from RefSeq and is a predicted model, not a curated record. The coding region runs from base 1 to 2106 and encodes 701 amino acids. Gene Ontology annotation, biological process: zymogen activation; complement activation. NCBI's taxonomy places the organism in Eukaryota, Metazoa, Chordata, Mammalia, Lagomorpha, Ochotonidae. Gene Ontology annotation, molecular function: serine-type endopeptidase activity; calcium ion binding. The transcript has 15 exons. Gene Ontology annotation, cellular component: blood microparticle; extracellular region.